AUGCUUGGGGUAGUUAAGUUUACCCUCUGGGUGAUAACAGGUCUGCUGGCCGUGCUGACCGUCUUAUUUAAUGUCUACAUCUUUGUGACGUGUCUCUGGAACUACAAGCAGAAAAAGCAGUUGGGUCCCAGUGAUACAAUCAUCAUGGCUCUGUCGGUGGCGGAUGUGCUUCAUCAGCUGGCCUGUUACUUCUGGAUGACCAUGGUUGAAGUGGACAGAGAGUGCCGCAUCGCACAGAUUAUCUACACCGUCAUGCUACAGUGCGUCUUCAGUGUCAAGUUCACCAUUAUGUGGGACACCAGCUUUCUCACCUUCUACUACAGCACCAAGCUGGUCAACACCCCCAAUCAGUGCUACACACACAUCCAGACUGCCAUCCUCAAGCACGUCACCUUAGCCGUGUUUCUCAUCCCUCUGUGUGGCCUGUGCACCUGCAUGCCCAUGCUGGUGGUGUUUCAUGCUGAGCAGAACGUCACGGAGACAAACAAAGACUGCGGGAUUUUAGUCCCUGACACCAAGGCCGGCCUGGUUUAUGAUGUCCUUUAUUUGCUCCUCGCUGAUGUACUGCCAGGGCUGCUCAUGAUAAAAUGCUGCAUCUCCAUCUCUGUCCACCUGGCCAUCCAUCUCCGCCACAUGAAAGCCAGCACCAACGGAGCGCACCUCCCAAAGCUGGGCUCCCAGAUGAGGGUGAUCGAGAUGGCUCUGUCCAUCGUGGCCGUCUUCAUUGUCUUCCUCGUGGUUGACCUGUAUGUGAACUACCAAAUAGUGGUGAACCACGAGAACGACAUCACGCUCACGUUCCUCUUCACAUCCGUCUACACGACUGUUAAUGCCAUCGUGCUCAUCUAUGGUAAAAAGACUUUCUGGAAAGCUCUGCUACGUGAAUAUAACGUCCUGUUGGAUGUAUAUCCAUGUCUGUCUUGUCUGAAGGUGCCUGAACAAAAGGCUAAAACCAGCACUCCUGUAAAAGUCCAAAACUGA
This is a messenger RNA of Acanthochromis polyacanthus (spiny chromis), 981 nucleotides long. RefSeq lists its product as uncharacterized. Gene Ontology annotation, cellular component: membrane. Gene Ontology annotation, molecular function: G protein-coupled receptor activity. Gene Ontology annotation, biological process: G protein-coupled receptor signaling pathway; sensory perception of taste. Bases 1 to 981 code for a protein of 326 amino acids. NCBI's taxonomy places the organism in Eukaryota, Metazoa, Chordata, Actinopteri, Pomacentridae. The transcript has a single exon. The record is from RefSeq and is a predicted model, not a curated record.